UACUACUAUACUAUUAUACUGGCCUCUCGGUGACUUGCUAUGCGUCUAUCCGGUUCGCGCGCUUUGCACAGGUUCGAGGAUCCACGAUAGCUGACAGCCGUGAAGACGUCAACGUUUUGGAGCUGCUGGCUUUCACCAGUCUCCGAAAACCUGCCGCUGGCCCUACUUUAGGUUGUCCUUGUCUGGAAAACAAAGGAGACGCCGUCGAUCAUCAAGUCUUUUAAGCGACGAUGUCGGGUUCGAUGCACUCCGAUGUGUGCGACGUCUACCUCUGCCGCGCGCCGAUCCAGAACAUGGAUUCCGCUAGCGCGAAUAUGCUGUCGUACUUCGCUUCAUCGUCGAGAAGUGUGUGCGGCAAUUCGUGGGAGAAGCACUGGCUGGUGAUCUUCGACUACGGCGCGGACGUGGUGCUCGUCUGUGACGCCAACAUGGACCACGCAGGAGACCUGACGGGACGCAAGUACUGGAAGAAGCGGAACGUCUUCAAAAAUACCUAUUCGUACAAGAGGCACCUGGGAACGCACCGUGUUCCGGAGGAGCGCAUCGAUGAGGUCAUGCGAAAUAUGUGUGACACGGGCCGCUACCACCUGACGAACAACAACUGCCAAAAGUGGGUCAAGGAGCUGCUGCGUCGGCUUGGCGUACAGACGCCUUCGGACGAGCACGACGCCCAAACCGUGGUCGAGGAGGUCUUCCAGCCGGCCAUCGGCGCCGCCCUGAUCGUCGGUGUCAUGGCGCUGGCAACGUUUUUCUUGGGCGCCGGGCGCAGGAACGACCGCCACUAGCAGUCGCGGUAGCGGCGUUCUUCUGUCUCGCUGACGUAUUGCGGGGAUUUGUUGCGCAGAAAAAGCAAAAAAAAAAAGAAAGAAAGAAAACACGCCACUGACUUCGAGAAUAUGCCGAUGAAAUUGUUUUUCUGCAAAUAUCGACCCAAUUUUUGCGUCAUGUGACCAUGAUACGUCGCAAGACUAAGCAGAAUAUACAAUAAAAAAGAAACUGCAAAAGUCCAAGCAAAUUGCCGUAGAUUUUAACGAUUGGUACAACAAGUAGCAAAACGAUGCAUUCGACAUUGUACCGUCGUGAAAAAAUUUAAUAGUUGAUAUCGCAUAAGGAAGCAACUAUAUACUGCAGUAGAAUUUUUUUUUCGGUUU
Dermacentor silvarum is the source of this 1151-nucleotide messenger RNA. RefSeq lists its product as uncharacterized. The record is from RefSeq and is a predicted model, not a curated record. NCBI's taxonomy places the organism in Eukaryota, Metazoa, Arthropoda, Arachnida, Ixodida, Ixodidae. Bases 231 to 785 code for a protein of 184 amino acids. The transcript has 2 exons.